AUGGCUGCCAGGUUGUCCUAUGCAGCUCAGCACAAACAGCAGCUGCAGCAGCUCCUCGCUGCCUGGCCCUGGGAAACCCAAGCCUUUGGGGGUCCCUUUGGCUGCUGUUGCAACUUCCACUGCAACAAACCAGGUGAUAAGUCUGGUGUCACAGAAUGCGUCUUGGCACACGAGGCUGAAGGCGUGGAAGUACCUAGAGGAGAGCCCAAGGAUUCCCCCAAAUCUUGGAUAGAAGAGGUCUUCAGUAAAAGAGAAUGUGCACACAUCAUUCCCAGUUCAAAAGAUCCUCACAGGUGUCCUGCAGGAUGCCAGGUGUGCCAGAAUUUAAUCAGAUGUUGCUGUGGACGGCUGAUUGGAGAUCACCCAGGAGUGGACUGUAGCUGGCCUGUUUAUCAGGCUGCCCUACAGAGAGAUCGUGGUGAAUGGUCUGUGCAAAAACACACAAAGACAAGUCCAACGGAUGCAUUUGGUACAAUCAAUUUUCAAGAUGGAGAUCACACUUACCAUGCCAAGUAUAUAAGACUCUCUUAUGAUAGCAAUUUGGAUCAGCUGUUGCACCUGAUGGUUAAAGAAUGGCAGAUGGAGUUGCCAAAGCUAGUGAUCUCUGUUCAUGGAGGCAUUCAGAAUUUCAAGCUUCACUCAAAGGUCAAGCAGGUUUUCAGCAAAGGAUUGGUGAAGGCUGCUGAGACUACCGGAGCAUGGAUAAUUACAGAAGGCAUCAACAGCGGAGUGGCCAGGCAUGUGGGUGAUGCGCUAAAAGGCCGUGCCUCACCACACCUGAGAAAGAUCUGUGCUGUUGGGAUUCCUCCAUGGGGUAUCAUUGAGAACCAGAGGGAUCUAAUUGGAAAAGAUGUAGUUUGCCUGUACCAGACUCUUGGUAAUCCACUCAGCAAGCUAAGUACCCUCAACAGCAUGCAUUCUCAUUUUCUAAUGGCAGAUGAUGGGACAGUAGGCAAGUAUGGGAAUGAAAUGAUGCUCAGGAGGAAUUUUGAGAAGUACAUAUCACUUCAAAAAAUACACACAAGAAUGGGCCAAGGUGUACCCAUAGUUGUGUUGGUGGUGGAAGGAGGCCCCAACGUGAUCCUAAUGGUGUGGGAGUACGUGAGGACCAGCCCAGCUGUCCCCGUGGUGGUCUAUGAGGGUACUGGCAGAGCUGCAGAUAUCUUGGCUUUUACCCACAAACACACAGGUGAUACAGGGGAGCUGCGCCCUCAAGUGAAGGAGGAAGUCUUAGCAAUGAUUCAAAACACAUUUAGCUUGGGACAGAAACAGUCCGGUCAUCUAUUUCACAUUUUGAUGGAAUGCAUGAAGCACAGAGAGUCUAUAACCAUAUUUGAUGCGGAGUCAGAAGAUCAGCAGGACAUUGAUUUGGCAAUUCUGACUGCACUCUUGAAAGGUACAAAUAUGUCUGCUUCAGAUCAGCUAGAUUUGGCAUUGGCCUGGAACCGGCUGGAUAUUGCCAAGAAACACAUACUGGUUUAUGGACAACACUGGAAGGUUGGUGUCUUGGAACAGGCAAUGCUGGAUGCUUUAGUGAUGGAUCGUGUUGAUUUUGUAAAGCUGUUAAUAGAGCAUGGAGUGAACAUGCACCGUUUUCUUACUAUAUCUCGUUUGGAAGAACUCUACAAUACAAAACAAGGACCAACUAAUCUACUUUUGCAUCACCUGGUUCGAGAUGUGAAACAGAAUACCCUUUCCUUGGAUUACAAGAUAUCACUGAUUGAUAUUGGGCUGGUGAUAGAGUACCUCCUUGGUGGAGCUUAUCGAAGCAGCUACACAAGGAAGCAUUUUCGAAUUCUCUACAAUGAUCUCUACAGAAAACACAAGAGCCUGUCUCAUUCCCUUCAUCAGAGUAAUCAGACGGGUAGCAGAAUGGGAUCUGCUGAAAGUACUUUGCAUUCUCAGUUCUUCAGAACAGCACAGCCUUACAAAUACAAGGAAAGAUCCACUGCUUUCCAUAAGUAUAAGAAGAAAUCAAAAGAGGAUAUAAACUUUGCAGAGAACUAUGAAUCAUCUGGCUUUAUCUACCCCUAUAAUGACCUCCUGGUUUGGGCAGUAUUAAUGAAAAGGCAGAAGAUGGCAAUGUUCUUCUGGCAGCAUGGAGAGGAAGCCAUGGUCAAAGCUGUUGUGGCCUGUAAACUCUACAGGGCGAUGGCACGUGAAGCUAAACAGAGCAACAUGGUGGAUGACACUUCAGAAGAACUCAAGAAAUACUCAAAGGAAUUUGGGCAGCUUGCCUUAGAUGUGCUGGAGAAAGCAUUCAAACAAAAUGAGCAGAUGGCCAUGAAGUUGCUGACCUAUGAACUGAAAAACUGGAGCAACUCAACUUGCUUAAAACUAGCAGUGUCUGUGGGGCUACGGCCUUUUGUAUCCCAUACUUGCACACAGAUGCUGCUGACUGAUAUGUGGAUGGGACGCCUAAAGAUGCGGAAGAACUCUUGGUUUAAGGUCAUUAUGAGUAUUCUCCUGCCUCCCACCAUCUUGAUGCUGGAGUUUAAAAGCAAGGCAGAAAUGUCUCAUGUGCCUCAGUCUCAAGACUUCCACCAGUUCACAUGGUAUCAUGGAGAUCAGAGCCCAACCAUCUCUAAAGAUGCCUUGUCUCUGAAGGAUUAUGAUGUGGAGAAGGUUGCUCAGAAGUCUGAUGAAAGCCGAGCAGAUGGUGGACAAGGAAACCUGCCUGGCACUAGGAAAAUCUAUGAGUUCUACAAUGCACCAAUUGUCAAGUUCUGGUUUCACACGAUGGCGUACAUGGUGUUUCUCAUGCUCUUCACUUACACCGUGUUGGUGAAGAUGGAACCAAGGCCUAGUGUGCAAGAGUGGCUUGUUAUCAUUUAUAUUUUCAGCACUGCUAUUGAAAAAGUCAGGGAGGUGUUUAUCUCAGAACCUGGAAAAUUCCGCCAAAAAGUGAAGGUGUGGAUUUAUGAAUACUGGAAUUUUACUGAUUCUAUAGCUAUCAUCCUGUUUAUGAUUGGUUUUGGCUUGCGCUGGUCUGACCCCCCUGUUAAAACUGCAGGGAGGCUACUUUACUGCUUGGAUAUAAUAUUUUGGUAUGCUCGACUCCUUGAUCUUUUUGCUGUGAAUCAGCAUGCUGGUCCAUACCUGACAAUGAUUGGGAAAAUGACAGCAAACAUGUUCUAUAUUGUGGUCAUGAUGGCCAUAGUCCUAUUGAGUUUUGGAGUGUCACGAAAGGCAAUCCUUUCACCAGAGGAGCCUCCUUCUUGGACUCUGGCACGAGAUAUUGUAUUUCAGCCUUACUGGAUGAUGUUUGGUGAAGUCUAUGCUGGAGAAAUAGAUGUCUGUGAAACCAAUGAAGACUGUCCUCCUGGCUCCUUCCUCACACCGUUCCUCCAAGCUGUCUACCUCUUUGUGCAGUACAUCAUCAUGGUCAACUUGCUUAUUGCUUUCUUUAAUAAUGUUUAUUAUGAUUUGAAAUCCAUAUCGAACAAGCUCUGGAAGUACAACCGGUACCGCUACAUUAUGACCUACCAUGAGAAGCCGUGGCUGCCUCCACCUUUCAUCCUUCUGAGCCACAUUGGACUUCUGAUAAACCGCAUCUUCCACUAUCAGCCCCAAAAUGAGCUGGAUCAAGAGGAAGGUGACGUUGGACUAAAGCUGUACCUGAGUGAUGAGGAGUUAAAGAAACUCCAUGACUUUGAGGAACAGUGUGUGGAAAAAUAUUUUCACGAGAAGAGUGAAAGCCUGAGUUCCAGUGACAGUGAAAGGAUCCGUCUGACAACAGAAAGAGUGGAAGAGAUGUUUCUGCAGCUUAAAGAAGUACAUGAGAAGGUAUUUUACAUCAAGGAGUCUUUACUCUCCCUGGAUAGCCAGCUAGGACAUUUGCAAGACCUGUCUGCCUUGACAGUGGACAUUCUGAAAGUGCUUUCGGCUGUAGACACCUUGCAGGUGAAAGAAGCCUUACUGGCUGACACAAAACAUCAUACCUGUAGGAAGCUGCCCCAUAGCUGGAGCAAUGCACUCUAUUCCAAGACCUUGAGCAGCCUGGAGUGUUUGUAUGACAAGAAAUACCACUACUACAGCAUGCCACCGUCCCUCUUACGGAGCUUGGUAAGAAGUCAGUGGCCAUCAGAAUGCAAAGACCAUGUGUCGAGGGCCGAGAGUAACAAAGUAGUAGAAGACAGCUCUCGAAAGAUAGAAAUAGAAAGUGACACACUCACUUCAGGAGUAUCCUCUGAGACUAAGUCAACGCCUAGAUAUGGACAGUUUUUGCUGGUGCCCCCUGACCAUCAGGGAGGGUCUUUCUCUGAGGAUGUCACCAUAGAUUUCUCCUUUUUGAGCACUCCUGCCAAGUACAGGGACAACGCAUUCAGAGAUGAACUGCAAAGUAGCAUUGUGGUGCAGCAAAACUUGCGGAAUGUCAGCCUUAUUGGCAAAGAGUCAGGAGAUUAUCAAUGGAGCCAGAGAGAUUUUGUUACUCAUUUGCCAUCAGAAAAGACUAAUACCAUAGAGACUGUUCAGCCUCUUGGUCUCCAGCCAUCGCUGGAUAUUGAAGAGAGUGCAGCACCCUCCUGCGAUGACAGGGAAGAAACUGAAGGUGGUUAUGUGAACUGGGGAUUCUCUGAAGGUGAUGAAAAAGGGGUUUUCAGCUCAGAAACAAAGAAGGCGGCCAUAUGCAUACAUUCCACCUAUAACGGUGACUGCAAUUGCACGGGUAGUCCUCCCAGGCAUGUCAAGAUAAGAGAAUCAAAGUCCUUCUCCUACAGCUCUGACAGGUCACAUCGCAGCAGCAUCAUCUCUCAGAACAAGCUGAAACGCAGCACGUCCUUCUGGAUCAGCCCACUGUGGAGGGAUUGGAGUUUCUGCAGGAGUAACAGUUUACAGUCCCCUAAGAAAGAUAAAAGAGAGAAAACCUGCAAAGCCAUAGGUGGUAAUUAUAAAACAGUGAUUAGAGUGGAUGAUUGUCCCCAGAACACCCAAGUGAGCUCAGAGCCUGCAGAGAUCAAUGUCUGGGAUGAGCAAGAGAAACACAGCAAGAACUGGCUCACUGUGUCUAAUUUCAGUCAGCUAAAUAUACUUGCCUGCUUGAAAACUUCUCAAGAUCUGCAUCAUCACUACUCAGCUGUUGAAAGAAACAACUUAAUGAGACUUGCUCAGACCAUACCAUUUACACCAGUCCAGCUCUUUGCUGGAGAGGAAGUGACGGUCUAUCGGCUUGAAGAAAGUUCACCUAUGAACCUUGAUAAAAGCAUGUCUUCCUGGUCCCAGCGUGGCAUGGCUGCAAUGAUCCAAGUCUUAUCACGGGAGGAGAUGGAUGGGGGUCUGCGGAGGGCCAUGAAGGUCAUUUGUACUUGGUCUGAGAAUGAUGUAUUACAGUUGGGUCAAGUAUUUAUUGUGAAGUCUUUUCUGCCAGAGGUGGUUCAGACUUGGCAAAAGAUCUUUCACGAUGGCACAGUGUUACAUCUCUGCCUGAGGGAGAUCCAACAACAAAGGGCUGCCCAGAAGUUAAUCUAUACCUUCAAUCAAGUGAAGCCUCAUACUAUUCCCUAUACUCCAAGGUUCCUGGAAGUUCUUCUCAUCUACUGCCAUUCAGCAAACCAGUGGCUGACCAUUGAGAAGUACAUGACUGGAGAGUUUCGGAAAUACAACAACAACAAUGGAGAUGAGAUUACUCCCAGCAGCUUACUGGAAGAACUGAUGCUGGCCUUUUCUCACUGGACCUACGUGUACACCCGUGGGGAGCUCCUUGUUUUGGAUUUGCAAGGUGUUGGGGAAAACCUUACAGAUCCAUCUGUGAUAAAACCUGAAGACAAAAAAUCUGGAAAGAUGGUAUUUGGACCAGCAAACCUAGGAGAAGGUGCAAUAAGAAACUUCAUCACAAAGCAUCGUUGUAACUCUUGCUGCAGGAGGCUGAAACUUCCUGAUUUGAGAAGCGACUACGCACUGGAAAGGGUCGGUCCAGCCUUUGAAAUAGAAAUGGAGACGAGCACUGGAGGAGCUGACGGUGCAGAUGAGCCUUUGGAGUAUGACACGCGGCUGUGA
This is a messenger RNA of Leptosomus discolor (cuckoo roller), 5997 nucleotides long. NCBI's taxonomy places the organism in Eukaryota, Metazoa, Chordata, Aves, Leptosomiformes, Leptosomidae. The record is from RefSeq and is a predicted model, not a curated record.